Kluyveromyces lactis is the source of this 1383-nucleotide messenger RNA. RefSeq names its product Tif3p (gene TIF3). The transcript has a single exon. Lineage: Eukaryota; Fungi; Ascomycota; Saccharomycetes; Saccharomycetales; Saccharomycetaceae. Gene Ontology annotation, molecular function: RNA binding. The record is from RefSeq and is a predicted model, not a curated record. The coding region runs from base 1 to 1383 and encodes 460 amino acids.
AUGGCACCACCAAAGAAGAAUGCUAUUAAAAUGGACUUGAGUUCCUUCUUGGAGGACGAAACUUUCAAUGAAAGUUGGACUGCCGACGAAGUUGAUUUAAACAACAUUAGUAUUCCUAUCCAGAACGUCGCAGCUACCAAUACUAUUUCGUUGGAUGAUUUUUCAAGGUCCACAGCUAAGGGUAGUGGUAACAGAUUUGGCGGUGGGAAAUUGGAUCCAGCUUUGAGAAAAGAACGUGAAGAGUACCCAAUUCCAGACUUCCCACCUUUCAAGGCCAUCAUCAACAACAUUCCAUGGGAUAUUACAGAAAUUGGUAUCCAACAGUGGGUUGAAGACGGUUUGAAUAAGGAAGGUGCUGUCUUGGAAGUUAUGGCUCCAAGACACCCGGACAACGAUAGACUUAAGGGUAUGGCCUUUGUUACAUUCAACGAACGUUCUGAUUUGGAGAAGGCUUUGACCUUUAGUUCGUCCAAGUUAAAUGAUCGUACCGUUUACGUUUCUGUUGCUGCGCCAAGAAGCAACUACGGUGGUCGUUCCAACUUCGAUGAUAUGGACUGGUCCGGUGCCAGAGGUUCCAACUUCAGGGAGGGUGGAAGAGAGGCCGGCCCAGAACCAGAUUGGUCCGCUGCUAGGGGUUCUAACUUCAGAGAAUCUAGAACUAGGGAAGCUGGUCUAGAACCAGAUUGGUCUUCUGCUAGAGGCUCCAAUUUCAGAGAACCAAGAGAACCAAGAGAGCCUGUCCCUGAACCAGAUUGGUCUUCUGCUAGAGGUUCUCAUUUCAGAGAAGCUAGAGAGCCAAGAGAGCCAAGAGAGCCUGUUGCAGAACCAGAUUGGACUUCUGCUAGAGGUUCCCACUUUAAGGAAGCCAGAGAACCAAGAGAAGCUGUUCCAGAACCAGAUUGGUCUUCUGCCAGAGGUUCCCACUUCAAGGAAAGUAAACCAAGAGCUCCAGAACCAGACUGGUCUUCUGCUAGAGGCUCCCAUUUCAGAGACCAAAAACCAAGAAGCCCUGAACCAGACUGGUCUGAUGCCAGAGGUUCUCACUUCAAGGAAUCAAAACAAAGAGGUCCUGAUAUCGACUGGUCCGCUGCAAGAGGCACCAAAUUCGGUAGACAAUCAGAAUCUACUCCAGCUCCAAAGAAAUCUUACUCUCGCAAAGAGAAUGCUCAACAACAAAAACCAGAAGAAACUCCAAAGGUUGUAAAAUCGGCAUUCGCUGUGUUGUCCACUGAAGACGACGACGAAGACGAAGACGAGACUGAGCAAGAUCAAAAUCAAGAACAAAAGACUGCUGAUGAUGUUGAAGUUCUUGAAAAGUCUACCAAAGGGUUGAGCAUCGACCAAGAUGAUAAUGAGGAAUGGGAAACCGUUGGUAAGAAAUAA